AUUCCUCUGGCAUUUACUUCACCCUCCCCUCCUGAUCCAAUUGCUCUGAAUCUUUGUUUUUAUCCCUGCCAGUGAUCGCUCCUCAAAUAUGUCUCGCUUCGGAAAGGGCAGGAAGCUCCCCGGCUCCGAAUUCACCUGGGACGCUGAUCCAAACGGGGAACCUGACGGCGCGCCCACCCCUCUAUACCCUAAAUACACCGUCCCACGCGCCCGCCCGCUCUCCGCGCGCGAAACCCACCAAGUCAACCUCUACCGCGACCUGCGCGAACGCUUCCACGACGGUCCCUACUACUCCGUUCUCGACGCCGCCUCGUCCGCAGCCAAGAAGAACAGCGCCGCGCGCGCCUCCUUCGACCCCUUCCACGGCAUGCCGUCGUAUUCGGGCCGGUACCAGAAGAAGAAACGCGCGUUGCCGAGGAUGAGUGGGAGGGCUUAUGUGAUGAAAUUCUUCCCCCGGGAGCUGUGGCCGACUAUUCAGCCGAAUUUUAAAGGUGAUGCGGCGGCCGCGAUGGAUGGGUAUGUUCCGCAAACGGCCCGGUCUGGGGUAAAGCGGGGAUUUGAGGACGACGACGAAGAAGAGGACGAUGAUGCGGCGAAGAAGCAGAAGAACGGCGAGGAUGGGGAGGGCCCGGAGAAUGAUGAUCUCUUGGAAGGCGAGGACGAGGAGCAGGAGGAGGAGAUCAUUGAUGAUGAUUUCGAGGACGAUGAGGAUGAGAUGGGCGGCGAUUAUAAUGCCGAGCAGUACUUUGAUGGUGGGGAUGAUGAGUAUGGGGAUGAUGGGUUCGGGGAUGGAGGUGGUGGAGGCGAGGAGGAUACGUAUUAGAUAUGAUGAGAUGGCCUUUGGUGAUGUGCAUAUUUUUUGUGGAUUGGCACUUUUGAUUGAUACCCUUUUUUUGUUUCCUUUUUUCUGAUAUCUAGAUAUCCAAACACGG
Messenger RNA from Aspergillus steynii IBT 23096, 932 nucleotides. RefSeq names its product DNA-directed RNA polymerase III subunit C31. The transcript is spliced from 3 exons. NCBI's taxonomy places the organism in Eukaryota, Fungi, Ascomycota, Eurotiomycetes, Eurotiales, Aspergillaceae. Gene Ontology annotation, biological process: transcription by RNA polymerase III. The coding region runs from base 89 to 823 and encodes 244 amino acids. The record is from RefSeq and is a predicted model, not a curated record. Gene Ontology annotation, cellular component: RNA polymerase III complex.